Aaosphaeria arxii CBS 175.79 is the source of this 1581-nucleotide messenger RNA. RefSeq lists its product as uncharacterized. The transcript is spliced from 4 exons. The record is from RefSeq and is a predicted model, not a curated record. NCBI's taxonomy places the organism in Eukaryota, Fungi, Ascomycota, Dothideomycetes, Pleosporales. Bases 1 to 1581 code for a protein of 526 amino acids.
AUGUUUCUCUUCCAAGCCACCCACCGCAUCAUCAACACCUGCCUCCUCAACAGCCCCCUCCCCCAAGCACCCUCUCCUACAACCCCCCAGGAACCCUCUCCCAUAAUCCCCCAAUCCCCCUCCCCCACUACACCCCAAGCACCCUCCCCCACAACCCCUAAAGCCCCCCGCCGUCGCACCACCCCCCCAAGCCCAACCGCCCAAAAAUUGGGCAAGCAACUCACCCGCACGCUCGCCGAGCAGAAGCAGCAGCACCCAGGCGUGGAGCCCCACUGGCGGCCAACCCUCUACACGAUAUUGGGCGCCGAGCACGCGCAGCAAGCGGCCGUCAACCGACGCCUGGCCCCGGCGAGCUUCCGCGAGUACCUGGCGCAGGACUCUGCGAAGCACGGGGUGCGGCUGCACUCUGAGCAGCUGGAGGGAAAGCCGGCGGGGCGGCGGCUGGGGCGAGCCAUUGGGCACGCGAAGGUGUGGCGGCGCGAGGAGUUGAAGAGGGAUGGGAGGGCGUUGCUGCAUGGGCAGAGUGGGUUGAGGGUUGUGGAGGCCGCCGUCGAGGAAGGGGAAGAAGCGGUGGAGAUGAUUAUGGUGGCGAAAUGCAAAACCAAAUCUGGGAAGAAAAAGGUGGUCAUGAACUGCCAGAUCCGGAACAGUUUGGGCGAAGAAUACAUCGAAUCGAGCACCCGACAGAAGCAGCCAUGCCGCUGCGGGGUAGAUCUAGAGGCGAUAAAAAAUGAGCAUAAUCGCGUACAGCACAUCAACUUCUGCUGGACGAGGUUCGCUAAAGAAAGCGAUGCUCGCAAGUUGAGCAAGAAGACGAGGAGGAAGUUCGAGUUGGGGGACAUGACGAAGGCGCGUCAUGACAGGACCUCGAACGACGACUACAUCCUCUUCGCCAUCAUUGAAGGCGAGUAUGAUCCCGACAGCGUGGAGGCCCCUCGGCGUGCGGAGUCGGCUCCCAGUGUGCAGCCUGCUCCUUCUCGCCCUGUGGCGCCGGAUCCCCUAACAGAGGAGGAGGAAGGAAAGAGGGACCAGGCCCCUGAAGGCCCACCCAGCACUCUUUCCCAACCUCCCCCUGUGGAGUCCGCUCCCCCCGUGGAGGCCUCCCCUCCCUCUCCCCCUCCUCCAGAGUCAUCGCCGUCAGCCCCCUCUGAAGUCCCCCCGGGCAGUCUAUGCCCACACUGCCAAACUGACCUCCAAGCCCUACGAGCAGAGUCACGGGAAAUCCACGCCCUGCUCUGCCCUCUCAACAGCCUCCCCCUCUGCUGUCCAGGGUGCGGCGUGGCGCUACGGCAGGACGACAGUGCGGCGGCGAGACAUGUAGUGCACUGCGUGCGGCAGGGGAAGAGGGCACGUGGUGUGGAGGCUGCUGGGAGAGUGAAGAGGACUAAGGUCGUGGUGGGGGAAGUGAGGCAUUUUGGUAUGAGGCAUGGGGGGAUUUUGAUGCCUGGGGAGGGGUUGCCGAGGAGGGCACCGCUGGAGAGGAGGAGUCAGGUUAAUGGGAAGGGGAGGCCGCUGAUUAAUUAUGAUCGGCUUUUGAGGUGGGUUUCGACGGAAGGUGAUGGGUCGGAAGGGGUGAAAUGA